Messenger RNA from Mus musculus (house mouse), 2925 nucleotides. It is a transcript of the gene Ppp1r3g, whose product is annotated as protein phosphatase 1, regulatory subunit 3G. Bases 1321 to 2364 code for a protein of 347 amino acids. The transcript is spliced from 2 exons. The record is from RefSeq and is a predicted model, not a curated record. Lineage: Eukaryota; Metazoa; Chordata; Mammalia; Rodentia; Muridae.
CAACAACAAAAAAACAAAACUAGGAAUCUGAAAGCCUGGGAGUAAAUACUUUAGCAGCUGAGACAUGUGGCCACGUGAUGUUUGUGGUUGAUCUAAGCACAUACCCGUAGACUAGAUAGAUGGCUUAGUUUUUCACAAAGCUACUUUGCAGGUUGUAUCACCAUUUAGCUGCAGCUGCUCCCCAGUUUACAGUGGAGUUUGGUCCCAAUACAUCCACCCUAUGCUGAAAAUAUCCUAAGUGGGAAAAUACAUUGAAUACAGCUCAGCAGACGCCCACUUUGGUGCAGCAGUGUGGCCUAUACCUGGUACCUGUUGUUUUCCCUAACACUCUUUGGAAAUAUUGAAAAUCAAAAUUGGAACUACAGUUUCUACUGAAGGUGUAACUUUCACAUCAUCAUGAACUAAAAAAACAAACAAACAAACAAACAAAAAAAAAAACCCCAAAAACACCAAGAGUUGAACCAUCUCUGUGUCAGAGACAAUGUGUUUAAAGUCUGGGCUACCUGUCCCUGUCCCUGUCCCAGAGAGACAACUGACAGAAAUGUCCUGUGUCCCACCAGCUCUGCCAGAGGACAGAUGUGCAGUUCAAGUCAGAGACUGACUGUGCCUUCCAGAGUAUCCCCAAGUCCUCUUGAUGGCUGAGUGAGGUGCUCCCGUCCUCUGCUCCUAAGGUCUGUCCUUGGUUUCUGGGGAACAGACCAGAAACCUCCCAUAGACCCUGCUUAUCUCCAUUUGCUCCACAGGUCCCUCCUGCUUCUGCUUCUCAGAGUUGCUCAAAGCUCAGUCCAGACUUCCUGAGCUGUAGACCUGCAGUAGUAUGAGAAAGCACCCGAAGUUCCAGACUCACUUACUUCACAAAGCACAAAAUUUGGAGGCCAGGCCAGUGACAGCCAGGACGUCUCCUCCGGAAGAAUAACUUCACAGGCUGGAAAACUUUGUCUAGUUCUGAAAGUUGAGAGCUACCCCAGAGGAUACAGACGCGCAUAGCAGCCGCGGGGUGGAUCAAAGCUAUCGGCUAGCCUACGACCUUCAGAAAUCCUAGUCUCCACUACGGACGUAGCUCUCAGGUGUUCUGGCUGUCGCGCCUCCCUGUCUUGGCCCUCCCCUUGGGAGCUAGCCGCAGGCCAGCAUCCUCCUCCCUCUUGGUCCCGGGCAGCAGCAGCUAAAAGCUGGAGGUUCCAGGCCGAAUCCGCUUUCUGCCAGGGUAGGCAAGCCCAGCCGACACUAUGCGCUCCUUCUGCUGCGGGAGUAGAUAAAAGUUUCCAGAGGACUCUCCGCGGUUCCCGCAGGACGAAACCCGGGGCCGGAUCGGACACUGUCAUGGAUCCCUCGGGAGAACAGCUACACAGAUCCGAGGCGUCCAGCUCUACGUCUUCCGGAGACCCUCAAUCCGCGGAGGAACUGUCGGUCCCCGAGGUCCUUUGCGUGGAGAGUGGCACCUCUGAGACCCCGAUCCCUGAUGCUCAGCUCCAGGACCGGCCCCUGUCGCCGCAGAAAGGGGCAGCUCUCCCGGAACAGGAGGAGCUACAGGAAUAUCGCCGCUCUCGUGCGCGCUCCUUCUCUUUGCCCGCAGACCCCAUCCUGCAGGCGGCCAAGCUCCUGCAGCAGAGGCAGCAGGCGGGACAGCCCAGCUCAGAGGGUGGCGCGCCGGCUGGGGACUGCUGCUCCAAGUGUAAGAAGCGCGUGCAGUUCGCCGACUCCCUGGGACUGAGCCUGGCCAGCGUGAAGCACUUCAGCGAGGCCGAGGAGCCUCAGGUGCCCCCGGCCGUACUUUCCCGUCUCCACAGCUUCCCGCUGCGCGCCGAGGACCUGCAGCAGCUCGGGGGGCUGCUGGCAGUGGCAACGAUGCCUGAUCCUCUCUUGGUACCCUGCGCCCGGCUCCGACCCCACUUCCAGCUCCCGGAGCUGCGCGCUGCGGAGGAGCGUCUGCGGCGACAGCGAGUGUGCCUGGAGCGUGUGCAGUGCUCCCAGCCGCCCCGCGCCGAGGUGACCGGCUCUGGCCGAGUGAUCAGUUGCCCCGGACCCAGGGCAGUGGCGGUGCGCUACACUUUCACGGAGUGGCGUACCUUUCUGGACGUGCCUGCUGAGCUGGACCCGGAGUCAGUGGAGCCCCUGCCUCCAUUGCAGUCAGGGGACUCUGGAUCAAAGGCUGAGGAUAGUGAGGAGGGGCCCGGCACCGAGCGUUUCCACUUCUCGCUGUGCCUGCCCCCGGGUCUGCAGCCCAAAGAAGGGGAGGAUGCUGGCGCGUGGGGAGUCGCUAUUCAUUUUGCCGUCUGCUACCGCUGCGAACAGGGAGAAUACUGGGACAACAACGAGGGGGCCAACUACACCUUGCGCUAUGUGUGCUCCACAGACCCGCUCUGAGUCCGGGAACUUCGGAACUUGGAAAGAGGUUGACCAGCUAGCAAGGGCUCCCCGGGGAUCCUUAGCUGAGCAACGCAUUGACAGAGCGUGGAGCGAUAGGAGUAAAAUGUUAAACCAUACACUCUCAGCGCAGAUUCACGGCAAGCUCUGGCAGUGUUCUCAGUGUUUUUCUCAUCACUUCCACUGACCUUUCUACUCGCCUCUUAGAAUUCUCAGCCUGCAUCCAAAUAAGGAACAUCCUCGUUUCCCAGGGAGAGGCUCUCUCCAAGAAAAGGGCUCUGGGACCCUGAACCUUGGGGAUUUGUUUCUAACUUGAGACUUGGUCCUUACACCUUGAUGAAAACCUGCAGGAGAAAGACAUGGCAGCCCACCUCCACGUGGGAGAAGAAGGCCUUCACACGUGGAAGCUUCACAGCCAGGCUUGAUUUUCAGAAGGCUAGGAGGGCGUCAGCUUGUCCUUUUAACUGGGCUCUGGAAACACCUCCCCAGAUUCGAUGUAUUUUCUUCCGUGAUUGGAUACAAAUGUCUUUUAAGAAAGUAAAGGCCGCGUGAACAUGUGUC